UGAAGUUCCACAAAAAAUCAUGGGUCGUGAUUUAAAAGGGUUGACUUUAUGCUUCGUUUACUCUUCAGACAAACAUUAUCCGGGAUUUGAAGAUUCUCAAAGUCUUAUUGGCAUUGAAGUUAGAAAUCUUACCAAACAAACUGCUUUGCACACCAAGAUAGCAAUUGCCUCCUCAAAACCUUGGAGUAGACCUAAAGACCAUUAUCUUUGGCAGGGACAAUUGUCAAACGAUGUGCUCCAUUUGGAAGGCGGUGACCACGUAUCGAUUCUUGUAAGGCCUGAUGAUAUUGAUUUUGUGAGAGUGAAGAAGACAGGGGUUCAUCUAGAAUGGGACAAAGUCAUGAAGGAAAAUAUGGAUAAUUCGGAUCCUCAUUUGUAUGAUUUGGAAACAAGUCGGGAUUUUUCAGGGGGAGUUGAUGAUGCAUUUGUUCCCAAUCAAACUAGUGUUAUACAUGAACAAUUAGCAGUGGAACCAUAUCCAUAUUUGGAUUUUUUUGGGGGAACUGAUAAUGAGGCGGGACGGAGCCAUGACACAGGGCCGGAUGAGGGAGCAGGACGGAGCCAUGACACAUUUGUUCGGACUAAUCAAUCGAGUGCUGUGGAUGGACAAUUAGCAAUGGAGUUGAUGACUCCAUUUCAAGAAAUUGUACCAUACUGAGCAAGCCAUCAAUGUUGGAGGAAGAAGAAGCCAUGAUGAAGCAGAGAGAAAUUCCAAUCUUAUUUCUAUAUUUCUUAAUCUUUUAAGCUACAGCACGUUAUACAGCUGUCUAACUAAUUCACAUACACUACUGACAACUCACGUGCCUUGCACACCUACCUCACCCCUGAAUUAGACCAACACCUCAAUGUCGGUUAAAACAACACCACUUGCAAAAACUCCAGUGUGGAGACAUCUCCAUCCCCUUUUUUGGGCUGUGGAGAAGAGGAAGGAGCCGAGUGGAAGGUUUGGUAAGA
Messenger RNA from Prunus mume (Japanese apricot), 954 nucleotides. The record is from RefSeq and is a predicted model, not a curated record. NCBI's taxonomy places the organism in Eukaryota, Viridiplantae, Streptophyta, Magnoliopsida, Rosales, Rosaceae.